GUAAAACCUAGUUCCGUCGCCGAACAAACCGGCUUCAGUGUGGUAGAAUUUGAUCGAAUAGAUGUAUGAAAUUAUAACUAGAAAACGUGUUUUAUUGUAUUUGUGUAUGGAACAUGAAUAUUGGACAUUUAAUUUCGUGUGAAGUGUUAUUAAACUUUUAGAAACUCUUCUUGGAAGUGUUUAUAUGAUUAUAAACAUCUACCAUUGUAAGAUGUGUCGAAUGUAUAUAAUUCUGUUUGCGGUAGUAGCGUUAAUCGCUUUGUGCGAAACGAAACAAUGCGAUCAGACCCCACCGCAUGCGUCAGUGCAGGAGCCCAGCGAAAACAAAGGGCCAUUCAAGAUGAUCAUAGAAACUAAAAUGCAAAAUUUAUCUUACUUACCAGAUCAAACAUAUGUUGUCACCCUCUUGUCGACCAAUUCCACACGCCCGUUCAGAUGGUUCAUGAUCACCGCAGAAGAUCCAGACAUGGAUAACAAUACGUACGGGGUCAUCAGCCCCCAGGUGGAUGUGGGCAGAUUGAAGACCUUGGACACGGAAACGGGUAGGAAGUCACGGUACAGCGAGAGAUGCUUCAACUCGGUAGAAAAUAUGGACAAUUCUGACAAGUAUAGAGUCGAUAUCCAUUGGAUAUCACCGAAACAAAACGAUAAGAAAUCUGAGCAAAGAGUUCGCCUUCGUGCCAUGGUUGCGGAAAAUGAGGAAGUCUGGUACAUGGGAGAUGAGAAUUUAGUGAUACUUCUUCAUAAAGACAAUCGUCCCCCCAUCGAUAGCCCACCGACGACGCCCGUUGAAGUCUGCAAUCUAUGCAGUGAAGCUAGAUACGAGGUGAUAUUCAGCGGGAAAUGGUCAAGGGUCUCCCAUCCCCAUCAGUAUCCCAGCAAGCCUGAUGAGAACGGAUACACGCAUAUGCUUGGUGCUUCCCACUCCUCAUAUUACGUUCUGUGGCAGCAAGGCGAGGAAGCCAGUCCUGGACUGGUCAAAUUAGUAGUCAAUGCUGAUCCAACGUUAUUAGAAAGAGAGAUCAUUGAAAAAAUGUCAGAAAAAAAUGGAACCCGCACCCUUAUAAGAGGGAAGAGACGGCAUCAUCCGUACAUGUUUGAAUCAUCUCAUUCCCUAUUCAGAGUUGAUAGAUUUCACCAUCAGUUCUCAAUAGUCGUGGGGAUGAGGCCCUCUCCUGAUUGGUUCUUGGGCACAUCUAACUUUGAACUGUGCACUGCUGAUGGAUGGUAUAGCAGUGCCAAGAUACCAUUGUAUCCUUGGGACGCUGGUGUUAUGGAUGGGGUCUCGUAUGAGUCACCAACAGCAGUAACUACGCCAACAGACCACAUAAACAGGGUGGAAGUAGGCUCAUUCAACAAGGAGUCUCCAUUCUACCAAAUGAAUCUAAAUGAUUUGAAACCCUUCGCACACUUGGAGGUUAAAUUAUUAGAUACUUACCAACUGACGGGAGAAGAUUGUUCAGAAGAAAACAAAGAUUUAGAAGAACCGCAAGACGACGUGGGAGCCGAAGAAACGGUAGAAGAGUAUCCUCAGGUGGCUGAAUCAAAACAGAAAAUGAGUUGUGCAGGCAAGUGGAGUGAAUGGUCUCCAUGCGUGCCGUAUGAUGGAUCAUGUGGAAUGGGUAUCCAAACUAGAAGAAAAUUGAAGGCUGAAGACCGGGAUAACAGACAGUUUUAUAGAAAAUUUAACGAUCAAGACAGUCGUCAAGGGAAUUCAGUUAGCAAUGGUUGCUAUGGAAAUGACGACACAAUUUCUAUACAAAAUCAAGAGUGCUUCGUCGAUUGUUAAUCAGUAACUCAAUAUAAUUUUAUCUAGUACCUGCUGUGACUAGACAAUUAAUUACCUAUGACUGAAAUGUUAGUUUUAAAUAAAACUUAUUGCUACG
Molecule: messenger RNA, 1886 nt
Organism: Diatraea saccharalis (sugarcane borer)
Lineage: Eukaryota; Metazoa; Arthropoda; Insecta; Lepidoptera; Crambidae
Source: the annotation of a GenBank genome assembly